AUCAAAACUGUGUGGCCAAAAACAAGAUAGCAGAGCCGCGCUAGUUAAUCUCUGUGAGCUUAAAGCACACAGUGUCGGUUGUACAUCAUGUACACAAAGGUCAGAGGUGUGUACAUGCGACGGAUCUUCCCCGAAACACGUUCCACACAGAGAAACGGCGGAAUGAGCCAAUCAGAGACCUCGUUUCAUCGCAGGUACCCGGAUGUACCCGUGGGGCAAUUAGCUACGUCAUUGUUCACCGCCGGACACCCGCUGGAAAUAAGGAAUGGAUUUACAACCGCUAUUACUGUAUUCAUAACAGAUUCCAGCAAUGAACAAUGACCAUAGUUGACAGAUCUUCAGAAAAGUCUGACCACGAGUCAGUCGGGUGUAAGCGAUCCCCCUUCACCAGUGGAGACGUGGGGAUGGAUGGCAGCUGUUCCAGCAGCUGGGCGAUGGGUCCCACCCUGCCUAGUGACUCCCCGCGUCUAAAGGCUCCAGGAGGCUGCCUGGGCCCGACGCCUGGAGCUGCCGUCUACAACACUACACCCUCCUCUGUGGACCGGCCCAAAGAGCAAGUGAUAAGCGGCGGUGACGGCAUUGACAUGCCCCAGAAGGUCCUCUUCUCUCCCGAUCGGCUCAACCUAAAGUGGACCCAGGUUCAUCGCAUCGGUGCGGGCCUGCAGAACAUGGGGAACACCUGCUUCCUUAACUCAGCCCUGCAAUGUCUCACCUACACGCCUCCGUUUGCCAACUACAUGUUGACAAGGGAGCACUCUAAAACAUGUCACGAGCCGGGGUUCUGUAUGAUGUGCACCAUGCAAAACCACAUCAUUCAGGUUUUCGCGAACUCUGGGAAUGUCAUUAAGCCCAUCGGUGUGCUCAAUGAGCUCAAAAGGAUUGCAAAGCACUUCCGCUAUGGAAGCCAGGAGGAUGCCCAUGAGUUCCUGCGGUACACAGUGGAUGCUAUGCAAAAGUCCUGCUUACCUGGAACCAAAUUGGACAGGCAAACGCAGGCAACCACUUUCAUCCAUCAAGUAUUUGGCGGGUACCUAAGAUCCAGAGUUAAAUGUUUAAACUGCAAAGCAGUCUCUGAUACGUUUGACCCUUUUCUGGAUAUUACUCUGGAAAUUAAGACGGCUCCCAGUGUCUCCAAGGCUCUGGAGCAGUUUGUCAAGCCCGAACAGCUGGACGGAGAAAACGCCUACAAAUGCACCAAGUGCAAAAAAAUGGUGACAGCCUCAAAGAGAUUUACCAUCCACCGCAGCGCCAAUGUGCUCACCCUCUCACUCAAACGCUUUGCAAACUUCAGUGGAGGCAAAAUCACAAAGGAUGUGAAAUACCCUGAGUACCUGGAUCUGCGGGCCUUCAUGUCUCAGUCCCAAGGAGAGCCCCAGGUUUACGGGCUGUAUGCUGUGCUGGUCCACUCUGGAUUCAGCUGUCAUGCUGGACACUAUUUCUGCUAUAUUAAGGCAAGCAACGGUCAAUGGUAUCAGAUGAACGACUCGUCUGUAUCAGUCACUGACAUCAGGUCUGUUCUCAACCAGCAGGCCUAUGUCCUUUUCUACAUCAAGUCCAGUGAUGUGAAAAAGACAGGGGACUACAGCCACAUGAGCCAUAACCCAGCCAUCCCUGGUCAGUCGUCUCCACGGCCGGUGGUGAUACCACGCAUCAACACCACCGUACACCACAACAUUGGCUUCAUUGGGCCCCAGCUGCCCCCACACAUGACCAAGAGCGCUCUCCACGUUAACGGGAAUGGAUCUAUGAGGGACUACCCCACCAGUUCCAAGCCCAGCACCAGCAACAGUGUUGUGGUUAAACCAAACCACGGUCUGGGCUCCUCCUCUUCCAUCUCCCACUCAAUCAGCCGGCCCACAGUGAUCCCAGACCACGACAAACGCCAGAAGCUAUCAUUCUUCAUCGGACAAGGCAAACAGAACCGCCCGUCCUCCUCGUCCUCUUACAGCCAGCCGUCCUCUGCCAGUAGCUCCUCCUCCAGCUGCUCCUCCUCUUCCUCCUCCUCCUCCUCCUCCUCCUCCUCUAGCUCUUUAUCCUCCUCCUCACAGUCUACCUCAGACGUUCGCUUUGUUCCGCGUCAGCUUAACCACGUUAACGGCAGUGCGUCUUGCAGUAACGGGAAUCACCACCCUGGAGGGAACGGAGCGUCCUUUUUGGUGCCGUACGGCCAAGAGUCUUCGGAGGAAUCGGACCAGGAGAACUGCGGCACUCUGGAUAACGGUUGUUUAGCCAAGUCUCACCUCAACGGAAACAACCGAACAGACGACGUGUUUGAUAAAGCCCCUCAAGCCACCAACGGGGAGUCAGGAGCGCACCAUAACGGAAACGGUUUAAACGGACCAACCAAUGGCGUCUCUAAAUCCAGCCAGAAUGGGCAUCAUAAUGGACACCACAAAGUCAAUGGACACAAUACGCCUGAUAAGAUCUCUGGUAGUAAUAAUGGCAGUUUGACCUCGGAGGCUACUGUUGCUGUUAAUGGACUAGACAGCAACCAUACUCAAACAAGCAAAGAGAUUCAUACUUGUGCCACAGCCCAGGCCAACUCUGUUCAGAGCAUCCAGCCUGCUGCCAGUGAAAGCCAGCACCUCUCCACUCCUGACACAAGGACUAAAACUGUGUCCGAUCCCGCGCCUCAGCAUACAGAACCCUCUGCCGUCAGCUCUCCGCCUACAGCCACCGCUACCGACACCCAUCCCGUCGCAUCUAGAGAACCCGCUUCCUCUUCGGCACAUCACGGCAACCCCGCGGCCUUAUCCAACCCGCCGGACGGCUCCACCAGGAUCUGUGCAGCAGCUCCGCAGAAGGAUAGCAUCAGUGGGGAUGAAGCGAAGGAUCCACCGCAGACCAAUAGUCCAUCAGCGGGGACCGAAGGACGUACAGAUGCUAAAGAGCAGCUCCAGUCCAAUCCCAGUUCUAGAGGCAGUGAAAAACAAUCUUCCCGAGAAAGGGAGAGAGACAGACCGUACUCCUCUGACUGGAGCAGAGACCGGGACAGACACUACAGGGACAGGAGUCAGGAGCGAGACAACGACGGCGAUCGUUACCGGUACAGACGAGAGUACCGAGACUACAACCAUCAUCGUUCAUACAGGGAUCGUUUGCCCACUCACGACCGCUCCUACAAGGACUGGGAGCCCGAGCGUCGCUGGGAGCGGACCGUUCACCACCCGAGGGAGCGCGAUCGAGACAGGUGCUCUAACCAUUACCACCACAACCACCACCAACGAUACAGAGAUGACCGGAACCGUGAGCGGAGGGGGUACGGCUACCCCCACCGCGAGGAGUCUCACAGUCGCUCGAGGUGGCAGCAGGACAGUCGAGACUCUCGGACGACGAAGGACAAGAGCAACGGCAGGGAGAGGGACUAUCACUCUGCAAAAGAGGAGACUUCUUCGCCCUCCGCUAUGCCAGAAACAUCCACCAAGUCCAAGGGUUCACCCCCGCGGGCUCCUCUCUCCACAUCUGGAUCCGCUUCAAACAGAGAAGAUCAAAAUCACAAGAGGACUUCUGUUCCUCUGAGCAAAGACCGGGACGACAGCUCGGAGGCCCGACACGCUAAAAAACAUAAAAAGAGCAAGAAAAAGAAGAAGUCGAAGGAUAAAGACAGACACCAUGAGAGCGGAAGCUCUGACGUGGAUUCAGACAGAGCCGCCGAAACAAAAAAGAAGAAGAAGAAAAAGAAGAGGCAGCACAGCCCGAGCUCAGCCCCGAGCCACAAGGCCGGAAGCAGCGAGGAAAGGGAGAGCCGCAAGCGACGAUACUACGACACAAAGAACUCUAAACACGACGACGCUUGUUCUCCGGAAAAACGCAGGCGCACAGAUUACACCGACAGCAACAGCGAUCACCUCAUCUCCUCCCAGCACACCUCACCCACGGAGAACGGUUCAAAACACCGCCACCUCAACGGAUACACAGGAAACGGUUACAGCCGAACCAAUGGAAACUCCCACGGGUUCUCCGCUGGCCUGAGCAGUACCAUGAAACACUGACUGUGAGUGGGCGUCCUUUAAUAAUUUAUCACAGUAUGCUCUUGUACUGUCAGCGCUAAACAGUGGGAACAUUUCUUAUAGGCACAAAUGUUUCAGCACUGCAAACAGACCGCAUGUAGAACGUCUUCUUUCUCAUUUCAGACUCUGAGAUACAGAACACAACAACAGCAGAGGAAUGACCGACAAUAUUUUGACGUGGUGCUUCUUCAUUGGGGGAUAUAUUGUAUUUUUACCACAACUAAGGUGUUUUAAAUGUUCGAAAACUUUUCUUUUUUUUUUCUU
Molecule: messenger RNA, 4274 nt
Organism: Scomber scombrus (Atlantic mackerel)
Lineage: Eukaryota; Metazoa; Chordata; Actinopteri; Scombriformes; Scombridae
Gene: usp42
Product: ubiquitin specific peptidase 42
Exons: 17
Coding region: 318-3992 (1224 amino acids)
Biological process (GO): regulation of apoptotic process; protein deubiquitination
Cellular component (GO): cytosol; nucleus
Molecular function (GO): cysteine-type deubiquitinase activity; cysteine-type endopeptidase activity
Source: RefSeq, a predicted model, not a curated record